Cucurbita maxima (winter squash) is the source of this 1125-nucleotide messenger RNA. RefSeq names its product cold shock domain-containing protein 3-like. Bases 129 to 917 code for a protein of 262 amino acids. The record is from RefSeq and is a predicted model, not a curated record. The transcript has a single exon. NCBI's taxonomy places the organism in Eukaryota, Viridiplantae, Streptophyta, Magnoliopsida, Cucurbitales, Cucurbitaceae. Gene Ontology annotation, molecular function: zinc ion binding; nucleic acid binding.
AUUAGGGUUUUGGAAACGCUAGAAAUACCGUAGAUCUCAUUUUCUUUCGCCUUCUAUAUAUUACGAAACCCUUUUUCUCUUUUGAUUCGUUACCAUUUGUGCAGAGAAAUUUCUUCCGAACUUUGAAGAUGGCGGAAGAGAGAUUGACUGGAGUGGUUCAGUGGUUUAACGAUUCCAAGGGGUUUGGCUUUAUCAAGCCAGAUGUGGAAGGCCCGGAUCUGUUUGUUCAUCAAUCCUCCAUUAAAUCCGAUGGCUACCGGAGCCUUGUCGUCGGAGAUCAUGUUGAGUUUCAGAUCGCCCCUGGUGAUGAUGGGAAAUCGAAAGCUAUUGAGGUCGUUGCUCUCGAUGGAUCUUCGGGAAAUCGGAGGGAUAACUUUGGGGGUGGUGGUGGAAGGGGUGGCCGCGGCGGUGGCGGUGGAGGUUAUGGGUUUGGUGGAUGGAGGGGUGGCGAUAGGCGUAAUGGGAGCAGUGGAGCCGGUGGGGGUGGGUGUUAUCAAUGUGGUGAGCAAGGGCAUUUGGCUAGAGAUUGUACUCGUGCUAGUAACCGCGGCGGUGGUGGUGGUGGUGGUGGUGGCUGUUUUACUUGCGGUGAAGUCGGCCACUUAGCGAGGGAUUGUCCACGAGGAAACAGCGGCGGCGGUGCCGGUGGUGGGGCUUGCUAUAAUUGUGGUGGUUUUGGGCAUUUGGCUAGGGAUUGCAAUAGGGGUGGGGCUGGAGGUGGAAGUGGAGGUGGGGGUGGUAGUUGUUUUAAUUGUGGAGAAUAUGGGCAUUUAGCCAGAGAUUGCCAGAAUGAAAGCCGUGGCAGCGGCGGCGGCGGCGGAAGAUUUGGUGGCGGUGGUGCAAACACUUGCUUCAAUUGUGGGAAAUCUGGGCAUUUUGCUAGGGAGUGUCCUGAUGUAAGGAGUGAGACAGAGUAAUAGUAUAUAAUUUUUCCUUUAACCUCAAUAUUGCCCUCGAACUAUGUUCAUCUUUUGGUGUGGAUGUUGGCUAUACGUAGCUUACUUUAGAGGUUUUUUCUUUUUAAUAUUCCAUGGUGGUUUCGCUCUUCAGGGGCAAAUUUUAUUGUUCACACUUGAUGUGGUAAUUUGGUUGAAUGAGGCAUUUUGAUCUUCUUUUCUUGUUUCA